CUCGUUGGCAGUACAUCGAAGGUCCGGAUCGUGCCGCUUUUCGCUCGAACGUUUUUUGCACGAGUUUUUUCCAUACGUAUUUGUUCAUUGACAAAAACUCAAGCUGCGCUCUGUGCGUGCGUGUGUGUGCGAGUGUGUGUGUGUGAGAGGGCGCGUCUGUGUGAGUGCGGUGCUUUGUGUGCAGAAUAAUUUUUGCAAACAUUAUGUAAAUGCGCAAAUUAAAGUUCAAUCGACGCCAGUUUUGAGUACGAAACCAGAUCGCCUUGCUUUAAGUGCCACGGAGCAACAGUUUUUUCUUCCCAAUUUUUCGAAAAUAUACUCCCUCAGUAGGCACCCACACACCCAUACACAGGAUCUCAAGCGAUCCGCCGGAUAUACCUUUACCGUUACGAAAAUCCAAAAUGGCCACCACAGCGGCCGCAAUGGCCGCAACGAGUGUAGUUGUUCUGGAUCGCGGAAAUAAUACAACCUGCACCAUCAAUUUGCACGGUGCCACGGUCGUGUCCUGGCGGGUAAACAAUCAGGAGCAGUUGUUUGUCAGCAAACUGGCCUCAUUCGAUGGCAAGAAGGCGAUACGUGGUGGGAUUCCGUUUGUCUUUCCUCAGUUCGGUGCCUGGUCCUUCGGGCCACAGCAUGGAUUUGCGAGGAUUACCAGGUGGCACCUGGAGAGGCCGCCAGACAGGCUGCACAAUGGCGAUGUGGAGGCCAUAUUCUCGCUGAUGGACAACGACUUUACGCGAUCCAUCUGGAACUAUCAGUUUCGCAUCACUUAUCGGCUGAUCCUGCGCGAAAAGGAGCUGCACUUCCACAUAGGAGUCUACAAUCCCAGCAAGGAGCUGAGCUUCACCUUCAACAUGCUGCUGCACACCUACCUAAAGGUGCCCGAUGUGCGGCGAUGUCAGAUCACUGGCCUCCAGGGCUGCCACUUCAUUGACAAGACGCGGGAGAAUGCGCUCUAUCAGGAGGGACGCGAGGUGGUCACCGUCAAUGAGUGGACCGACAGGAUCUACCAGCACACGCCGCAGGAGCACGUCAUCACAAACGUGGUGUCCGGCCGGAAGAUGAGACUGCACAAGUACAAUUUUCCCGAUACGGUCAUCUGGAAUCCUUGGAUUGAUCGAUCGCGUGAGAUGAGUGACUUCGGGGACGACGAGUUCCCCAACAUGUUGUGCGUGGAGGCGGGCAAUGUGACCUCGCCGGUGAUCCUGCUGCCGGGCACCGCUUUCGAGGCCAGCCAGAUCCUUCAGCAAUUCAAGUGUCCUUAUACCAUAGACCCUUCCAGCUGGAAGAAAAACUAUCUAACCAACUUCCUACAAUACGACUAGAGUCAAUCAAGCCACCUCCAUAUUCCAAUUCAAAUUCUUUACUUUGCAUGCUAUCAGAUCAUCAUCGAGGGCAAUGUUAGUCGCAAGACCAAGCGGAAUCGCUAGCGUUUAAAGAAUCGGAACCCCAUGAGGUAAACCGAUUCGCAACCAUGUCAAAGCGCAAUUUUCCACAGAUGAGGAUCUGCGUCCGGAGAAGCAGGCGGAGAAUCAGGAUAAGCAGAAGGAGGACCACACGGUCUCUAGACUCUAAUCUAUCUAUUAAGUAAUCGUAAUGCCCUCUCUAGCAAUGUGUUGUGCAAAAAAUGAUAAAGAAUAGUACACUUAACUUCGUU
Messenger RNA from Drosophila teissieri, 1657 nucleotides. RefSeq names its product glucose-6-phosphate 1-epimerase. Bases 402 to 1325 code for a protein of 307 amino acids. The transcript is spliced from 7 exons. Lineage: Eukaryota; Metazoa; Arthropoda; Insecta; Diptera; Drosophilidae. Gene Ontology annotation, molecular function: isomerase activity; carbohydrate binding. The record is from RefSeq and is a predicted model, not a curated record. Gene Ontology annotation, biological process: carbohydrate metabolic process.